Molecule: messenger RNA, 362 nt
Organism: Elgaria multicarinata webbii
Lineage: Eukaryota; Metazoa; Chordata; Lepidosauria; Squamata; Anguidae
Gene: CTXND2
Product: cortexin domain containing 2
Exons: 2
Coding region: 113-286 (57 amino acids)
Source: RefSeq, a predicted model, not a curated record
CGGAUCUUCUGAGGGUUCCGGCAAUGUCGCGCUGUCAUCUGACUCCGGACAUCUGGUGAUGGAAACGUUCUCGCCCGGCUGAUGAGAAGAAGCGGACCGCCACGCGAGACCCAUGGAGAAUCCAAGCCCGGAGACCUUCGUGGACGUGGACAAAGGCAUUUGCAUUGGUUUCCUCUCCCUGAUGUGUUUCUUUCUGAUGCUGAUGAUGGUGCGGUGCGCGAAGCUGAUUGUGGACCCGUACACCGCCAUCCCAACUUCCACAUGGGCGGAGGAGCAGCUGGACUGAGGACGCCUAGCGGCACUCUGCCCGCUUGCGCAAUGAUGGCGGGGAACGAUCGGGGUGAACAGGGAUGGAAAGAAAC